AUGGACGCCUCUUCCGAACCGAACAACGCCGCUCUUUAUGAUGCCCGUCGCCGUCGCGGCUCCGUCGGUACCUCCCAACUCUUCGAUACCAUCGUCUCCGCCUCCAACUUCGACCGAGAUGAAGUCGACCGACUUCGGAAGCGAUUCAUGAAGCUGGAUAAGGAUAGCUCCGGCACGAUCGAUCGCGACGAGUUCCUCUCCCUCCCCCAAGUCUCCUCCAACCCUCUCGCGACACGGUACGUGGACAUCGGCUGGUUGAACGACAGAAGAAACAUGCUUAUACAGGGUCAGAAUGAUCGCCAUCUUCGAUGA
Aspergillus terreus NIH2624 is the source of this 312-nucleotide messenger RNA. It is a transcript of the gene cnaB, whose product is annotated as calcineurin regulatory subunit B. Gene Ontology annotation, molecular function: calcium-dependent protein serine/threonine phosphatase regulator activity; calcium ion binding. NCBI's taxonomy places the organism in Eukaryota, Fungi, Ascomycota, Eurotiomycetes, Eurotiales, Aspergillaceae. The record is from RefSeq and is a predicted model, not a curated record. The coding region runs from base 1 to 312 and encodes 103 amino acids. The transcript is spliced from 3 exons.